UUCGACAUGACAUUGGCAAAUCACGAACCUCCUCGUAAUCACAAAGCUCCAGACUAUCUGGAUACAAUAGCGCCUCUCGAUCUGGAGACCGCUCAGCAUAUCGAGCAAUCGUCCGCCCGGAUACCCGGCUUCCUCACGGCACUGUUUCCCAACUCUGCUUUCCCUGCGAGGCCACCAUCUAUCUUGGGCGCUCUGGAUGGACAUGACUACAACGUGCAGCAGAAGAAGUGGAUGCACUAUUCUACGCCUACGCUUCAGGCCGACGACGUAGCACGUGCGCGCGCGAUGGCUACCUUCUUGAACGAAAUCUCUCACCAUUGCUACAUUGGCUAUCAACACCUGCGGCUGCCCCGGCCCGACGCGCGCCGCGUCUGGAUGCUCACCGAAAGCAUACGAGUCCUUCCCGACGGCAGCAACGUCCGCGCUGUCGGUGCUGCCCUUGUCAAAGCCGGCACGGAGUCGGUCCAGUGGUCUGACGUGCUUUGCGACGUACAAAUUGCGCAGCAGGCUAGCUCUAUGGAUCAGAUCUUGCAGCAGUUAUCGAGCGGAGCCACCAAUGUGCUCGCCACUCAAGAGGAUAGGCAUUUUCAUGUCGGGGUCGCAAUCGCGGGCGACGAUAUCCAAGUGGCGUACUUUGACCGCGCGGGGCGCGUCACCUCCGGCGCACUCGACAUCCACAGAUACCCCGUCUUCGUUCUCCGUCUCGUUAUGGGCUUGACCGUCAUCGACGAAUCUUUUGGUGGCAAGGACACCUCGAUUGUGACUAGGGGCGGCCACCCCUACGUGACCGUUGGCGGUGCAGAAUACAGGAUAGAGGAGACACUGUCCAGGUUUGGUGAUGUAUGUGGGCGCGGGACGAUCUGCUGGCGUUGCCGACGCCCCGGGAGCGACGAGGAUUACGUCAUCAAGCACUCGUGGGCGGGCACUCAAGAACACUCGACAGAGGGCCAAUUCCUGCGGGAUGCUGAGCGCGUCGCUGGCGUGGUUGACCUCGUUCACGAGGAGGUAGUCGUCCGCUCCAAUGGUCUCCCACAUAACACAGUAUGGCUGCGCGACUUUCUGAAGGGAUCAGAGCGUCUGGCAGUCAUCGGCAACUGUCCUCGUCUCGAGCUUCGUCGGCUUGUUCUACGGACUUGCGGUCGACCUUUGGCCGACUUUUCCUCAAAGGAGGAACUUAUUUCCGCUUUACGCGACGCUGUACAAGCGAGCUACGACCUAUUCGACAUGGUGAACAUCCUCCACUGCGACGUCAACCCGGACAAUAUCAUGCUUCGCCGCCACCCUGACUCUGCCUACCGACGUGGCUUCCUCAUUGAUCUUGACUCUGCGACAUACGUAUCCCCUAGCGAAGGAUUGGCUCCCUUCGGUCAUCUCGCGGGAACACUGUUCUUCAUGGCAAUCGACGUCGUCCAAUACACAUACGCUGUUCAGCAUGCCCCGUGGCACGACCUCGAGUCGUUCCUGUACACCCUCAUGUAUAUCUGCGCGAACUACUCUGAGCCAUCGAACACGCGCCGGCCGAACUUCGACAUCUAUAACUCUCCCCUGGCUCCCUGGUUUGCCGAAGACGCGCACGAUAAAGCCUGCAUCAUGCGCUAUUACAGUGACACUGAGUUCCGCGCGUUCCUCGACAGCGUCUUCGAUCCUUACUUUGACGACCUCAAGGGCCUCGUCUGCGAGCUGCGCGCUCUCAUCACGCGUAGGAAGGGAAGGCCGCCGGUUCGCCACACGCAGGUCCUCGACGUCCUCGAUCGGCAUAUCCGGGCUCGUACGGAGGCAAGAUACGCGAUUACACCCCUCGACAUGCCGACCAUCAUCGACACGCACUUGAAGCGCAAAGGCGGCCUGAAGCGGAAGCGUGAAAGGGCCGCUCCUGCUGCGCCGGCUGCUCCCACCGCAUCGACCCCUCCUCCUUUGCCCGCCUUGCCUAUCGCCACCCCUGCUGCGCCUGCUUCUCCGACCUUCGAUCCACUCGCACCCGCAACUCCCGCCGCCGCUCCACCAGCGCCAUCCACUCCUGUCGCGCCGCCUCCGCGCGUUCCGCCGCCCUCGACCUCGCGAACCAGACCUCCCCCGCGGUCAUGCCCCUCGAGGCCGAUGACCAGAGCCAUGAAGCGGCGGCUUGCUGAAUCGCGUCGAGCCGCGUCGCCCCCCAGCGACGACUCUGAUCGUACGCUAGUGGAUACGACGCCGGAGCGCAAGGGAUCUCGGGUCGACAGUCCUUCGCCGGAGAGGAAGUCGUCGGUCAGUCCUGCACCGGAGAACAGGAGGACGUCGACCCGUCGUAAUAAGAGGUCCGCCUCACCUAGCCCGUCCGCGGAGGAGCCUCCCUUGCGUGCAACACGUGCUUCCAAGCGGCGGAAGGUCGCAUAACGCGCCUCGCGUAUACGUGCUUGGGCUCUUGGUGUGCUAGGGACUCGGUACGCGCCUAUCUGACGUCCGCCGUCGCUGAGGGCUGGCGAUGGAGUUGAUGUGUAUGCGGAGGAUGGCGGAGAGCGCCGCCUGUGUAGGUCCGGUGCCAUGCUCGCUACGGCUGGAGCGCCCGGAAUAUUGUCACAGGCUCGUCGCAUAGCGCCACCCAGUGGACCGCGCCUGUCCCGAAGGAUGCUCCAGCACGGAGAUAACAUAGAAUGGGCGUCCUUAGUAGCGCCGCCCGCGACGACUUGGGCAGCGAAGCGGGCCUGUCGGGCCUUGAGCUUGAAGAAGUUCUUGUUCAAUGUAGCAUACCCUUAUUGUAGAUACCAUCGCGUUUGGACUUGAAUAUUUCUAGAUUGAUUCCUGUGCCCCCGGAG
Schizophyllum commune H4-8 is the source of this 2792-nucleotide messenger RNA. RefSeq lists its product as uncharacterized. Lineage: Eukaryota; Fungi; Basidiomycota; Agaricomycetes; Agaricales; Schizophyllaceae. Bases 7 to 2373 code for a protein of 788 amino acids. The transcript is spliced from 3 exons. The record is from RefSeq and is a predicted model, not a curated record. Gene Ontology annotation, biological process: protein phosphorylation. Gene Ontology annotation, molecular function: ATP binding; protein kinase activity.